Messenger RNA from Drepanopeziza brunnea f. sp. 'multigermtubi' MB_m1, 513 nucleotides. Lineage: Eukaryota; Fungi; Ascomycota; Leotiomycetes; Helotiales; Drepanopezizaceae. The record is from RefSeq and is a predicted model, not a curated record.
AUGGAGAACCUGACUCUGGACGAACAGCCCUCGCUGGGCCCGUCGCCGUCCAACCAGCAAUUGCCACCGCAGAUGUUCACCACAGCCGCACAGCUGCUUGAUAUGACGGACAAAAAACUCAUGGUAGCCCUCCGCGACGGCAGGAAACUGAUUGGCGUGCUGCGCAGCUGGGACCAAUUUGCAAACCUCGUCCUCCAAUCGACCAUCGAACGCAUAUUCGUACCCCCCUCCUCCACACCCACAAAACCAGGCAAUGAAUACCAGCCGGGCCUAUACGCCGACGUACCCCGCGGCAUCUUCUUCGUGCGUGGCGAGAACGUACUGCUACUAGGAGAAAUUGACCUGGACAAGGACGAUGACCCGCCGCCGGGCUACGAGAAGGCGGAUGUGGAGCUCAUACACCGCCUGAGCAAGGAGAGGAAGGCGAGGGAGGCGAGGAGGGAGAAGUUCCAGAAUGGGAAGUUGAGGGCGUUGGGCUUUGAAGGGGAGGCGAUGGGGGAGGCUAAUAUCUGA